Messenger RNA from Dichotomopilus funicola, 1866 nucleotides. Its product is annotated as Prefoldin subunit-domain-containing protein. The transcript has a single exon. Gene Ontology annotation, biological process: negative regulation of transcription by RNA polymerase II; negative regulation of phosphatase activity. The record is from RefSeq and is a predicted model, not a curated record. The coding region runs from base 1 to 1866 and encodes 621 amino acids. Gene Ontology annotation, molecular function: chromatin binding; phosphatase inhibitor activity; transcription corepressor activity. Lineage: Eukaryota; Fungi; Ascomycota; Sordariomycetes; Sordariales; Chaetomiaceae.
AUGGCAUCCCAACAACAACCCCCACCAGCCACAAAAGACCACCUCUCCGACCUCGACCGCCACGUGCAACUGCUCGAAGACAAAGUCAACAAACUCCGCGCCUCCCUCACCCACUGGCAACAAUGGUACCUCGAAUACUCCUCCCUCAAAGAAGACAUCGAGCAACUCCCGCGCGACCCCGUUCCCCUUGAACAACUCCGCCGUCUCCGCCGCGACUUUGACAGCCCUUUACUCACACAAAAGGAACUGUACGAGAUCAUGGGCAAAGGGGAUGAUUUGCGAACCGUCGAUAAGAUUGUGGCGACGCUGGCUAGGCGGAUGGAGUAUGUGGAGCAGAAUAUUGGGUCGGUGGAAAAGUUGCUGGAGGUGGAGGAGAGGAGGUUGGAAGGGGCGAUUACGGUUGCGCAACCGGGGGGUGGGGUUGAUGAGGAGAGUGGGUUGCCGUUGACGGAUAUUAUUGAGGAGUUGGAUGAGGAGGGGAAUGUGGUGGGUUUUCGGCUGCAGGGGGGUGCGGAGGUAGGGCCGGGGAUUGUGGAGGCGCUGGGGAAGGCGGGGAUCCGGGAGGGGGAUUUACCGGAGGAGAUACUGGAAGAAGAGGAGGGAGGCGGGGAGCUGAUGAAAGGUUUGGCAGCGUUGGGGGUAGGGGAGAAGAAAGAGCAGACGAGUUCUAUUGCCGGACCUUCUAGCGGGGCUGCAGCCGCAGCACCUGCGGCUGAUGAGCCGGCUCCCCGCAAAAAGUCGGUGUCGUUUGCGGAGGACACCAAGACUGGUGAUGAGGAAGCGGAGACUGCACCGUCGGUGGCGGCACAGAACCUGGAGCGGCUUAUGCAGAAAGCGCGUGAGCAGGAGGCGAUGGAUUUGUCGACGGCAGUUAUCCCGGACAACGAGUCGGCCGAGGAGAAUCAGCUGCGGCGCGAGAUGUUGGAGUACGGCAUGUCGGAGAUCGGACCCGUAGUGGCUGAGCUACAGCUGGAGGAGGACUACUCCGGUGAUGACGACGACAUGGAUUGGCUUGGGUCCGAUGACGAGGGCUUCGAGGACGAAGACACGGACGAUGACGCCGAGGACGACUUGGGCCGGUCUACGCGCAAGGUCGUCACCUCGGACUAUGUCAAGCGCAUGCAGGAGCUGGAGAAGCGGCUGGGGGUUCAGUCCGCGUUUACCGUUGGCGCGAAAGAGACGGAAUCCAAGAAACAGGACGAAGGCAUUGGCCGGAUAGCCGUGGUUGCUGAGCCGAGUUCGUCGGCCGCUGAGGCGUCAACAGCGCCAGCCGCGUCCAAGGGGAAGAAAAGCGUCAGUUUUGCGUCUACGCUGGAUAUUGCUCCCGAGACGGUACCUCAGCCGGCGCCGGAGGUAAAAUCCAAAGAGCGCAAGAUCGCCGAGGUCGGCGACAUCGUGGAGAAGGUAACCACGACAGAGGAAGAAGAAGAGACCCUUAAGGACCCAGAAGAGCCGCCGAAGCGGGUAUCACGGUUCAAGAAGGAGCGGGCCGGUGCUUCAUCUUCCUCCGCUUCGUUUCCUCCCGGGCCGCAACAGUUACUAGCGACGUUCGGUGCGUCCAGCACACGCAGCGUACCUGAACCAGCACCGCCAGAAGAUACGACACUGGCCAAUACCGUGGUCGAGCGGGCCAGCGCGGCCGAGCCCGCGGAGCCCGACGACAUGGAUGAUGCGAUGCUGUACCAGGCAGCCUCGGUCGAGUACAACCGGCUACGCAACCAGCUGAUCCAGAAGCAGGGAGGAUUUGCUCAACAAGAGGCUACGGUUCUUGACAGUGAGUCGGGCCGGGUACCGCUGGACGAGGAGUUGGGCGGGCCGAAGCGCAUGAGCAAGUUUAAGGCUGCGCGGCUGGCGAAGUUGCAAUGA